AUAUCUCGAAACACCUACGAAGUGUAUUUGCCUUGGCCGUCAAUGCUAACCGUGAACUUAACGUUAGCUAGCUUAAUAAUACUUUUAUUGCGGAAACACUGGAAAAGCUCACUAAUGUUGGAAAACUGAUUCAUUUCAAUGUCUUAGUGUUCUGCAUUUUAGGUAAACUAUUUUAAAAUAAGUGUAACGAAUCGAGCUAGCACCGAGUAUGUUAGCUCGAAAUUUAGAUUAAAUUAGUUCACCGUUUAACGCUGGGAAACAUGUAACGGUGCUCACCCUCUAAUCUGAUUUCUGUCUUCCUUCUUGUUAGCUGAUAUUUUGUAAUGACUUGUAUUCUUUUGUAUAUUGUAAUUUAAAAAAUGUUUUACAUACUGCGUCUAUUAACAACCUAGCGGUGAAAAAGAGAAAUGCAUGCACAAGCGUGACGUAAGCGACGUAAGUCGUGUGCGGAUGCUACCACAAGGGGGCGCUAGUGCAUUAUUAUUGUUGUUCGCGCUAUCGCUGCAUUGUAUGUGCGAUACAGUGUGAUAUACAGUAUUUCUGUAUUUCUGUUGUAUGUCAUGUAUGGUUGUCUCUGUGGCGCAAUCGGUUAGCGCGUUCGGCUGUUAACCGAAAGGUUGGUGGUUCGAGCCCACCCAGGGACGACAUGUUUUUCAUUUUAUUUUAUGCUUUUAAUUACGAAUAUUUGAUGUAUUGCAUUUUGGUGGAAUUUGAGAAUAGUCUUAUCAGCGUAUGCUGUAAAAACACAUCAGAUCGUCAACAACAAUAAAUCUACAGCAUGUCAGCACCUGCGAUCUACACCCUGCUCCAUCUGUGCAGAUGUGUUGGUGGACCAGAUAAAAAAAACUGGAUGAGCUUGUUUCCCUUCUUAAGCAUAGGACUGGGCACAUUAAGUUCCUGUUUUGCCUAAUGGUGAAUGGUGUCGACUGAGCAAAGAUGCAGAUUUUUGUGAAAACACUGACGGGUAAAACCAUUACCCUCGAGGUGGAGCCCAGUGACACUAUCGACAACGUGAAAGCUAAAAUCCAGGACAAGGAAGGUAUCCCCCCUGACCAGCAGCGUCUCAUCUUCGCUGGGAAACAGCUGGAGGAUGGGCGCACCUUGUCGGACUACAACAUCCAGAAGGAGUCCACCCUCCACCUUGUCCUGCGUCUGAGAGGGGGCAUCAUCGAGCCCUCUAUGAGACAGCUGGCUCAAAAGUACAACUGUGAGAAGAUGAUCUGCCGCAAGUGCUACGCUCGUUUACAUGCACGUGCUACCAACUGCCGCAAGAGGAAGUGUGGACACACCGAUCACCUCAGACCCAAGAAGAAGCUGAAGUAGACAGCUGGCAUCAAUUCAUCAGUUAAUUCAUGUUGUCAAUAAAACAUUUUGACAUUUUGAUUGGAAGCUUUUUGUUUUUUUACUUUCUCCACCCACAUUUAACCUCCUGGUCACAUAUCUGCUUCUCUGACCCUGACAGUGGAAAUUCACUUUUCCAUGACAAUACUUCGGUGACAAAAAAAUCUAAACAAACAAUAAUUUGUCUUUUAAAUUGAGGCUCGGUUAAUGAAUCACUGACGGUAAAGGUUAAAGGGAUUGUUUGUAUUUAUUGAAGUUGGGUUAUAUGAGGUAUUUAUCCAUACUCAAUGUAUUAUCUAUCUAUAAAAGCAAGAAGUGUGUGUGUCUAGGGCAUAUCUCGCUGACCAUUAGUCAGACUAACCUAAGAUUUUGUAUGUGGCUUGUGCAUGGCAUGAAG
Centropristis striata (black sea bass) is the source of this 1738-nucleotide messenger RNA. Its product is annotated as ubiquitin-like. The transcript has 5 exons. Gene Ontology annotation, cellular component: cytoplasm; ribosome; nucleus. The record is from RefSeq and is a predicted model, not a curated record. Gene Ontology annotation, molecular function: structural constituent of ribosome; ubiquitin protein ligase binding; protein tag activity. Gene Ontology annotation, biological process: protein ubiquitination; modification-dependent protein catabolic process; translation. NCBI's taxonomy places the organism in Eukaryota, Metazoa, Chordata, Actinopteri, Perciformes, Serranidae. Bases 937 to 1323 code for a protein of 128 amino acids.